AGGAGCAGUUUCAGCAAGUGCUUUUUAAAAAACGCACACAUUAUAAAAUAAUGGAAUUGGAAAACAGGUCACAAAUCCCCAGUGUCCUGCUCAUUACAAGUAAUCUUGCAAGUCAAUUGUGAGAUCACAAGGAACCUCGCCUCUUUAAGAUAAACUGGCUGCUGGAAUUCUGCACGCCCUAGAACCACGUGCUGUUACUUCCUUCUUUUGUUUGGUCAGAGGGGCCAUGGCUUCUUCCGUGCUGCUUGUGUUGCUGUUGGUUUGGAGGGCAGGUGCUGAGCUUCGCCUUGCCGCCUAUUAUGGCGAUCACAUGGUACUGCAGAAGCAACCAAGUCAGGCCGUCAUAUGGGGCUAUGGGGAUCCUGGCGCCAACAUAAUAGUGACUGUUUCUAAGGAUCGCAACGUUAUGGAAAAAAUGACAGACAUUAAAGGCUCUGGGAUCUGGAAAGUACUCCUGAGUCCUAUGGCCCAAGGUGGCCCUUUCAAUAUACAUAUACGGCAAUACUGGACGGGACAGGAAUCAAAUGUGACGUUGAACGAUGUCUACUUUGGAGAUGUCUGGUUUUGUAGUGGACAAAGUAACAUGGAAAUGACAGUUUCUCAGAUAUUCAAUGCCAGUAAGGAGCUUGCAGAGGCUUCCCAUUACUCACUCGUCCGUGUGUUUUCAGCCGGUCUUGUCCAGUCUGAAGUGGAACUGCAGGACCUUGCCAGCGUCAGCUUGCCGUGGUCUAUUCCAACAGCCAAGAACCUUGGCCAUGGAGACUUCAGUUACUUCUCUGCUGUGUGCUGGCUCUUUGGCCGGUAUUUGUUCGAGAAGCUCAAGUAUCCCAUAGGACUGAUAGACUCCUCCUGGGGAGGGACACCAAUAGAGGCCUGGUCUUCCAAGAGGGCACUGCGGGAAUGUGCAAUCUCAGGAUACUCUAAAAAGGCUGCUUCCUUAUCCAUUGAUUCUGGCCCCAAAGUGUUAUCAGUGCUCUGGAACGCCAUGAUUCACCCUUUUCUCAACAUGACCCUCCAAGGUGUUAUUUGGUAUCAAGGUGAAGCGAACACCCUUAUAGACACCAGUCUGUACAACUGCACAUUUCCUGCACUCAUAGAAGACUGGCGGAAAGGCUUCCAUGAAGGGUCUGACUGGCAAACUCAGCGGUACUUUCCCUUUGGCUUCGUCCAGUUAUCUACAGUUCGCUCUAAGGAACAUAAUGACAACUUUGCACGUAUUCGAUGGCACCAAACAGCAGACUAUGGCUUUGUCCCUAAUAAGAAAAUGCUCAAUACUUUCAUGGCUGUGACUAUAGAUCUUGGUGAUGAAAAUUCCCCCUAUGGAAGCAUCCAUCCUCGAGAUAAGCAGACAGUGGCCUCUCGAUUGCUCCGUGGUGCCUUGGCAUUAGCGUACGGUGAUAAAAGCAUCGCUUUCCAGGGCCCAUACCCUGAGAGAGUGGAGGUGGAUGUAGCCCGCAAAAGUAUCAAUGUUUCCUAUAAAGGAGAUAUCCUGCUUCGCCGCUUGACCAAUAACACGUUUGAGGUGUGCUGCUCUGCAGAGUCAUUGUGCCAUUGGAGCCCAGUAUCCAUUGCUACCAGCGCUUCCCACACAGUGAUUCUCCACAACCCAGAGUGCCCAAAUAGCACCGUCGGCCUCCGCUACGCGUGGAAUGAGUGGCCAUGCGACUACAAGCUAUGUCCUAUUUACAACACAGAUGGAUUGCCUGCCCCUCCGUUCAUCACAUUUUCGCAGAAGAACUCUGGUUGGACUAUAUCGUGAGCAGAAAGAUGGGUGGACAGUCUUAUAUUUUGGCCUCACAGGCUGCCCUAUGAAGUUCUGAAAAAUUGUAGUGGCAGAUUAUGUUUCUCAAUGUAGUAAACCUCUCUGGCAGAGGGAGAGAAAAACCUUAAAAUUGGGGGUUGUGGUUGCUUACGCCUCAGAAAAGAUUAUAGAAGUUGCUGCUGGGGAACUUACAUUGCACUUAGCACCUGCAUGAACCUUUAAUGGUCCCUUCUUCACUGCCUGCUCUGAAGUUUUGCAGAAACCGCAUCAUCUUAGUGAAACAAGGCAAACCUGCUCAAAAUUCUCUCUGUGCAGCUCUCCAAAGGAAAAGGCCUAAUUUGGACCACGGCUUUGGAGUAAAACAGGUGUAGUGCAACAUAAUACAUUUGUUUGCUGCUUCUAGAACAUAGCUGAGUUGGCUCUCAUGGGGACUCUCUUGGGUUUCCCCUGCAGCUUUUGUUCCAGAACUACAAUAAAUUGUUCCACCUGGAGUAACACAUACAACUCUGUUCCAUGUAGGUUAAAUUCUAUAUUGAAAUUUUGUUACCAGACUUCUACUUUGAAAAAGGGAGUACAGUAAAUUAAAAGGUAAAGGACACCCGGGCAGUUAAGUCCAGUCAAAGGCGACUGUGGGAUUGCGGCGCUCAUCUCGCUUUCAGGCCGAGGG
Molecule: messenger RNA, 2429 nt
Organism: Podarcis muralis (Common wall lizard)
Lineage: Eukaryota; Metazoa; Chordata; Lepidosauria; Squamata; Lacertidae
Gene: SIAE
Product: sialic acid acetylesterase
Biological process (GO): carbohydrate metabolic process
Molecular function (GO): sialate O-acetylesterase activity
Source: RefSeq, a predicted model, not a curated record